AUGGUCAAGAUUGUUGUUAGUUGCAGCUUCAGUUCAACAGAUUUAAAUGUAAUCAACUUUAGGACAUUGCAGUUUAGGAAGCAGUUAGGAUUUCAGUUUCUAAAUGUUCAGAGCCCCUCCACACCAGAGUUGAGUACAGAUGAGCUGCCUGAUGACAUCGCCAAUGAAAUCACAGACAUUCCACAUGACUUGGAAUUGAAUCAGGAGGACUUCUCUGAUGUCCUACCACGGCUGCCUGACGAUUUGCAAGAUUUUGAUUUCUUUGAAGGUAAAAAUGGAGACCUCCUUCCUACUACAGAGGAGGCAGAGGAACUGGAACGAGCCCUGCAGGCUGUAACUUCUCUUGAGUGCCUAAGUACUAUUGGAGUACUUACACAGACAGAUGGUGUGCCAGUUCAGGAGCUAUCAGAUAGAGGGAUAGGGGUGUUCUCCACAGGUGCUGGAGCUCCAGGAAUCCAGUCCUUGAGCCGAGAGGUUAACACGGACCUGGGGGAGCUGUUGAAUGGGCGCAUAGUACAUGAUAAUUUCUCCGGUCUGGAGCUGGAUGAAAACUUGCUCCGUUCUGCUACCUUGUCCAAUCCACCUACGCCCCUGGCAGGGCAGAUCCAGGGGCAAUUCUCUGCCCCAGCCAACGUCGGCCUUACUUCUGCCACUCUGAUAAGCCAGAGUGGACUUGGGGAGAGAGCCUUCCCAGGACAGUUUCAUGGACUUCAUGAUGGCAGCCAUGCCUCCCAGAGGCCACACCCUGCCCAGCUGCUGAGCAAGGCAGAUGACCUAAUCACCUCACGACAGCAAUACAGCAGUGACCAUUCACACUCCUCACCCCAUGGAAGCCAUUACGAUAGUGAGCAUGUGCCGUCUCCCUACAGCGACCAUAUCACAUCCCCCCAUACCACAUCCUAUUCUGGUGAUAACUUGGCAGCUACAUUCUCAGCAGAGAUGCCCAUUAUGGCACAGCACUUGCUCCCAACGCAGCUGGAUGUGCCACUUAGUGGGGUGGUGAACCCCAGAACUCACUGGGGAAAUCUCCCUGUCAAUCUUGGUGAUCCCUCUCCAUUUAGCAACCUUCUUGGUGCAGAUGGACACCUUCUUUCCACUUCCCUUUCCACACCACCUACCACCUCGCACUCAGAGACCACACAGCCUGCCUUCGCCACUGUGACCCCCAACAGCUCCAGUGUGCUUCCGGGGUUACCACAGACCAGUUUUAGUGGCAUGGGUCCUUCCUCUGCUGAACUAAUGGCCUCCACUUCCCCCAAACAGCAACUCCCUCAGUUCAGCGCCGCCUUUGGCCACCAGCUGAGCUCACACAGUGGCAUUCCCAAGGACCUGCAGCCCAGCCACAGCUCCAUAGCUCCUCCCACAGGCUUCACAGUAACAGGUGCCACAGCUACUAGUACCAAUAAUGCAUCUGCUCCCUUCACCACUUCCAACUGAGCUUGUCUGUCUGUAUAUUUGCAGGCAGAUGGGGACCCUGUGUUUUCUAUCUUCUUUCCUCUUUCUUGUCCUCCCCUUUUCCUUUUAAAGAUUUUUUUUUUUUAAAGAGGGUGUUAAAGCUCUGCUUCAGUCCUGACCAGGGUCACCCCUCAGUGAACCUUGCUCUAGUGUUCACAUGUGCUUUUAUGCACUGGUGCUCAUUUACUAUGGGCAGGUUCACCAUUGCCCAAUAAUUUCCUUAAGGAUACAGCACAGUUACUGGAUGUAAUUGAUCUUAGCAGUAAGACCUAGAAAUGGGAAGAUACCUCAGAUAACCAUUGCACGUUACUGUUUCCUAGGGUUCAGAUCAGUGCAUUCCAUCCCAUUAGCACAUCUAGGAAGUUUUCUGUGGGCAGAAGUCACUUUUUUUUUUUAAGGUAGAACAUGGCAUGAAAAAUUGGCUCUGCACUUUGGUUUGAUAACGGUGCACUGAAGCACUACAUCAAGACCAUGGUUCAAUUAUUGACAACUUAAAAAUAGUUUUUUGACUUCCUCUGUGUGCGUGUGUGUGUCUGGGGGGAGCAGUAGUUCCUUUAAAUCUUUGAUGAGGAAGAUAAUUUUCUCCUAAAAUCAGUCUCUGUUCCUACUGCAUGCUGAUUUCCCCCUCCCCUAUUUAAGUAUGUUGAGCAGAGAGGGGAUUGACUGACCAGGGCAAAUCAGCUUUGCCUGUUUUCCCACAGCACUGAGGAUUGUUGCUGUUUACAAAGUUGGCAUAGGGAGAGAACAGAGAAAAAUAGGAUGGAAAUAAUGAUGUAGUCAAGAUUCCCACGCAGAAAUUCCCUCCAUUGCUGAAUUACUGUGGCCUUGUAGUGUGGAUGGUUUGCCUUUUCAAAUAUGACUGUAUCCAGGAGUCCUUGCCUGGCAGGUAUCUCCUAGCUGAAACUGGAAGAAUCCUAUGGUAUAUGCUACCUAUUCAGACAAGUCUAGGUUAAACCCCUUUGGUAAGUUUAAAAUUGAUGAAUUUCUCACACUCUUUUGCUACUGAUACUCCUUCUAUAAUAGUAGUGGUUUUGUACUGGGAGCCAUACAGUUUUUGAGACAUUUGUGAGAUUGUUCUGUAUGGGGAGCCGAAUGUAUGUAGGUACUGGCUGGUGUGUGAGUGAUGAUCACCCCUAACCAAAAGACAACUUAAGCAAAAUAUGGAGAUAAUGUGGAUAGAAAGAAUUUCUUACUAUGUUGCUCUUCUUGCCUGUUUGCUAAAGAUCGUUUUUAGUCUUGCCUCUAAUAACUUGACCUCUUUAUAAAGAGAUGUGGUAGAUUCCUUUUAUAUCUUUUUUUUCCCUAAAGAAUUAAAAAAAUAAAAUCAUGAGGAGUUUACUUGUAUCCGUUAAUCAGAAAAAAAAAGCUUGUGACUUUAUAAGGGUCAAACAAUCUACUCUACUCUGUGACUUGGCUGACUGUAAAAACAACUGCUCAAUAGGUAUAAGAAGUCUCCACUGUUUGGUUUACUUCAAAGAUGCAUAUAAGAGAAGAUAGAAGAGGCAUAUCUUCCUUUCCUGUUGAAGACAGGUUUCAUUAUUUGUUACAAUGUAAGAUUUUUGGCUGCAUAUAGUCUAGCUUAAUUUAUAUGAUAAAAAGAAACAUAGAACACAUCUAAUGGAGAGGAUUAAUAUUUUCUUCAAUCAGGGGAGCAUUGAAUCAAGCUCAUUAUUCCCUAGUGAUGUUGAAUAAUAUGUUUUCCCUCCAUUUGUGGACUCUAUUUUAUGUUAGCAAUCAGGCUCAAACCAAAAUCCCCUACCCAAACAGUCUCCUCCCAAACUUCCUAAGGACAAGGAUUGAAACCUAGCCUACCUCUGGUUUCUAUCCCAGUUAUAGCCAUUCCCUUCUUUUUGACAGCCUUGUCUUUUUUAUUAUUAUUUAUAAAGGAAUAAGGAUGAUGUGUACAUCCCUUGCUGAAACGCUAGUGGAGGGGAAAAUAUGUUUUUGCUUUUGACAUUAUGAAGUCAGUAUUUCCAUAUUUAGUAAAACAGGGCAUGAUAAUAUAUAAUACACCCUAAUAUUCUUAAGUGUGAUUUUAAAUAUGCUUGUAACAGAUGUGAAUGUUUUAAAAUCAUGUAAAAGGUUGAAAUGAAGCCUAAACAAUCCUGCUUGUGAUUGUCAUGCUGGUUGAGGAAUCCCCACUGGUAUUGUGAAAUGAAGCAAAGCUGACUGGAUUUUUUUUUCUGUAUUGCCUUUUUUGCGUGCUGCCCCCCAUACUACUGAGGAAACAGAUAUUUUGUUUGCAGAUGUUUCUCACUGUAUCAUAUACCUUCUUCAAUGUUUGGGAUUACUGGCUGAAAAAGAAGGGCGAACAAACAUGUAGAGGUCAGUUCUUAAAUCUGCCUAUAGUUAUUUUACAGCAUGUUAAAGUGAACCGAUUCAAGUGACUAGUUCCAUGAAAUACUGUUUGUAUUUCAUCAAAAUUUGAUCUGGAACAGCAGCAGCCCUUCUUACUCCACUUUUUCAAACAGUGAAAAACAUGCUUAAAGGCCAGAUUCUCUUUUCAAUUUAUGAUGGUAGGCAUUGUGGAACAUUUUUUAGUCAAAUUUAGUUACUGUGGAUUUACACCAGUGUAACUUAGAACAGAGCCUGGCCUGUAACGCAAUAAUUUGUUUAGGCUGGUAUUUUCAAAACUGCCUAAAGAAAUUAAGAUUAAUAAUUUCUGUUUAAAAUCAGCCAGAAUUAUGUACCCAAAUUCCCUUAAGGCAGCUUAAAGAUCCCCUCCUUAAAUCUCAGUUUCAUGCAUCCCUUGGUGAUUUCUGCCUAAACAUCAACUGCAUAACAUUUUUCAGUGAGCGGAAUAAAUUUGCACUUUUUAAAUAUAGUUUUUCAUUUGCAUGUAUUAGAAUAGAGAUCCGUGUGUAUUUUUCCUGAAAUGGUCAAGAUUGUUGUUAGUUGCAGCUUCAGUUCAACAGAUUUAAAUGUAAUCAACUUUAGGACAUUGCAGUUUAGGAAGCAGUUAGGAUUUCAGUUUCUAAAUGUUCAGUGAGCUCUGUGCAAGUGAAUCUCAACUUCAACAGAGAGCCUGUUGAUUUCACUGGAGUUCUGUUCACCUAACAGGAUCACCACCCAAGUAAUGCUGGAAGCAGUAAGCUCAAGGACUGGGGGCUUAUGUAGCCAGACAUUUCAUUCCUGUCUCUCCAGGAAUUAAGAUUUUUCCACCUGAGGUUUCACAUGGCCUUUUAAUAUAGUUCCCCAACAGCAUUCAAGGAAAGUAUACCUUCUAUAAUACAGCAAUUAGCACAAAAUUCCUCUUUCACCAAAGAGUCCAUGUAGCAGUUCUAACCCUUUCAUUUUGAACACUUGAUAUUUAUAUGCCACUUGUGCAGAAAACAAGUGGAAUAAAACUUGUGUAGCCCAAGGGUUAAUUUCUUUACGUAAAGUUCAGGUUUUAUAGAAUGAAAAAGAAUUUGGCACAGAACAAAAUGACACUAAGCAAUAAUGUUAUUUCUGGUGGUAAUGUAAUAUCAGUUUGUCUUAGCACAGAAGCCUAAUCUUUGAAAGAAAUUACAGUCGUGACACAAUUAGUUUUGCCAGGACAAUGUGUGGAGGCCAGUGAGGGAUCGCGCAAUGCCAGCCUGGUUUAUAAAGUAGUAUCAGUUAAUGUUCAUAUGGCGUGCCUUUACCUUUUAAUUUAUUGAGCAAACAGCAGUGUCAUGAGCAGGCCUAACUCCCAUUGGCAUUAAUAGGUGUUGCAUUUGUGUAUGGAUAGAGUCUGGAACUGAUUCAUUGCCUCUACUACUUGCUGUAUUAUUAGAAGCAUCUCUAAAAAGUUGCAUCAUCUCAGCCCUCCCCUUUUGUCAUGAUGCUGUUUUGUUUCCUCUAUUGUGCUGAUUGCCUUAUUUCUUUACACAUCAGUACAACUUUUGCUAAUGUUUAAAUGUUAAAAUAUUUGUUCAGAAAAAACAGAUUGUAAUUCUGCUUAACCCGUUGAGUGAUGGACUGUACAAAAGAUAGGCUCCUUGGUGGCAUGCAGCAGGUUAAUGAAAUGAGGGAUUGUUUUCUUUGUAAUUCAUAGUUCUUAUUUCUAUGGUUGUUUCCUGAGAAGUUUAUACCUACUGGGCAAAAUAUUGGAGAUGAGAUUGGAAGUACAAAUGCAAGAGAAAUGUCUCUUCUGUUAUGAAUGAUUGAGAGCAGUGGGGGGAUCUUCUUUGUUUUAAAAAUAACAGUUUCACUGGGAGGUGCAUUGCCAACUGCAUGAUUUUCUUUUUCUAGCUGUCAUUCUCAGUGGCUGCGUCUGCAUGUGCGGCGGACUAUGCAGUAACCGCAGUUACUGCGCAGUAGCGUCCCCGCGGUUUUUCUCAGACACUACUGCUCAGUAGCAAUGAUCAACUGCACAGUAGCGUCGCAUCAUGGUUAGUGCCUGCCAACGCUACUGCACAAUAGCUCACUGCUACUGCACAGUAGUGUCUCGUGUAGAUGCACCCAGAGUGAUCCCAGUGUUUAGAAAUCAAGUCUGAUUCUCAGCAGGGGAUCAGUGAGUCAUCUUGGUUGGCUCUGGUAGAACUGCACCAAUUUACCUGAGGAUCUGCUCCCUACAAUGUACUCAGGAACUCAGAACAGAACUUAAUUUCUAACAGUUUUCUCUGACCCCCUCCCACAUCCGAUUCGGCUUUGAUUUUCUUUGCUGGGAAGAAAGAACGUCCUGAAGGAGGAUGAAAAUGAAUUAUUUUGAAGGGGCAUCUUCACUGCAGAGUUAGUUCAAGCAAUGGACAUGUAGGUCAUCUUAACCCAACUGUCAUCAGUCGUACUGCAAAGCCCUAUCCGAGUUACAGCGUCAUCACGGGUGUUAGGCUCUUCCGGUUGUGUCAUGAGAACUUCUGGGCCAAUUCUCAUAGUGCUGUGUGCUGGAAUAGGUUGAGCUCUUUUCUAGUGAAAUUUUGUGAGCUUUUGGGCACUUGAGGAGGAUAUAUGGGAAGAUACUGAAGGACUGUCAGGCUCUAAUCCACCCCCUUAGUCAGUUGGCCAGGGUUAAAAGUCUGAAUAAUUUCUUGUGUAUGCAGACAGGAAGGAGGUUAGGGGCAACACCUAAUUAAGAGUCCAGACUAAGCUUGCAGUGAAGACAUACUCUUGAGAUAGGCAAAGGAGUAUCCUUAGGUACGGUUUUCUUCCAAAGGUGUUGCUUGAAUCAGAGGGUUUCUUUCAUUUUUUGCUUGCUUUUUUGCCUUUUAACACAGUUUUGUGUUGGAGAUUCAUAAUAAAAGUUUGGAGCCUAGAGCUAUGGUGCAAUAGAUGAGAAUAUUGAGUAAAAUGAUAUCUCAUGGCAUAUUGUGAAGUAGCUGCUGAGAAUACUGUGUAGGUUUUGUCACCAGGAGGGGAGAGAAAAUGUGCAUGCUCAAGAAAGUUAAAUGAGCAUUUUUCUUCCCAGAAGUUUCUUGUAUUUUAAGGUAAGUUAUUGGUAGAAAAUCGCCUAGAAAACUUCUUUGUAUCUUUUUUGUUAAAGAAAAAGUGUCAUAAAUACCCACAGCAGGAGUCCUACGAAAGUUAGGGGUGGAUACAAUGAUGGAAAAGCCUUCCUACUUAACAGAAUUAAACCAAAUCUUUUAGAGUGGAUUCAUGAAGGUAUUUAGUUCUAGCAAAAAGUUAAAAAAACAAAACAAACCCUAGUAAAAUGAGGCAAAUAUACUGUUUAAGUGUACUAAUAUUUUGGGGUAGAAUGAGGCUUCCCAUUGGCAAAGGAAAGCAAAUUACAGCAACAGGAGAUGACAAUUUUUUUAGCCAUUGGGGACUGCAUUUCUAGGUGGAAGAAUAAUUGCUGAGUUUGGAGACUUAGUAUCUAAGCAAACCUAAAAAACGUUCCUAUAUUUGAUUGUCAUAUUGCAGGUUGGAAUUUUUUGCUUUUUCCCCCCUAUUUUAUUCUGGUUUCACAUGUUCUGCUUUUCUUGCCAUCGUGUAAUGAGGCUAUGUAGUGGAAGUGCAGAAGAAGGAAACAGGCUUUGCAUUGCAGUAUGGAGACAGCAUUUGGAAAAAUUACCUUGUCAUUCUUUUCCCUUCACUCCCCACUUUUUUAGAUAACCUGAAGUGCACGUGUUCGUCUUCCCUGGCUCGUAGAAUUCAGUUUGAAAAUUAAUAGUAUAAAAUCUAGGCUUUGGAUUUUACAACUAUACCUUCAGUGUACGGUGGUGCAUUCUUUAUUCCCCCCCCCCAUAGCCCUCCGCAGCAUACACAUACCACAUACAUACACACGCACACAGCAUAUGGGUAUGAAUUGAAUACACAUGUUGAACUUGGUCUAGUAAUGGUAAUAUUUUGCCCACCUUCAGGUUUCUUUUAAGCCAGUGCUCACUGAAGUCAACUCCAGCUAGGCAGUAUUCCUAAACAUCUCCCCGAAAACUAACUGUGGUGAAGAUUGCUUUAAUGCAACUCAUUGCUACACUAUUGUAUCUACUUUGGAGCAGACUGAUUUACCCUGAAAUGACUCUCUAACCUGCAUCUUAAAGUAUAGUUGGUUCCAGUGGAAAUAGAUCCAUGCCGAAGUGAUGGGCAGUUUGGUUCUCAUAUAAAGAAUCUACACCUAUUUAGAAGGGGUUGAACCAGUUUCUCUGAACAGUGAUUUAUUUUCACUGUACAGUUUUGGGUAUGUCUCAGGGAUUCCUUGCGGAAAUAAGGGCAGUUAACAUAAAAAGUAAAUAGUUUUAGAAGUAAAUAAUAAUUUAAGGUAGAGCGUCAUCUAUGUGAGAGCGCAAAAAAGAGAAAUCUUGUUCAGUUUUAUAGUCCACAGUGUCUGGCUUAGGGACUCUUUCUCUUCUCGGGGCUCUCAUCUCAAGUUCAACAUACAGAAUCUUUUUUCAUCACGCUCAGCUUUAAACUUUUAUUUAAAGAUACCCUUCCCCAAUGAGCUUUCAGAAUACUUAUUGUAGAUUUUAAGAGAAAUGGUAUAUUAAUUUAUGCUAUUAACAUCACCUCAUAAAUUAUAAGUUUUAUACUAAAGCUGUAUUGAGUGUAAUGAAUUAUGUUGCAUAUGUGUUUUUAAUAGCUAUAAAAUUAUAUACAAGCUUUUUUGGAGAAACAAAAACUAGUGAAGCACCUUUUUACACUGGAUCUUUGCCGUGUCAAGGUGUACAGCUAUUCUUUGCUACCUUGCAGAUUAUAUAUAUAUAUAAAUAAAUAAAAUGGUAUCCUAUAUCAACAAAACAUAGACUCUUUUUACCCCUUAUAUUACUGCUCCUGUAACUUUUUUUUUGAAUAUUACAUUCUGCAAUAAUUUAUCUGUGGUUUGUACCUAUGAUGGUUAGAAGUUUAGUUACAGGGUAAAUAGAUCAAAUUAAAAAUCCAACUACUGUAGCUGGAAGCUGUAAGCCAAGUCUGUAAGACUUUUUUUUAAUGUAUUUAUUCCAGUUAGCUCUGUGAGUUGGAAUUUGAAAAGACAGAACAUUAAAUCUAGGAAUCCACAGUGUCUUAUUCAGGAACUUUUCCCCUCCUUUUCUCACAAAGGAAUUCCCACUGUGACUUAUAUAUAGAAUUAGACUGCUUGUGUGCAUGUAUGUAUUAUAUACACACACAAAAAAUAUGCAUUGGGGGGGAUGUAUGUGUGAUAUGAAUGUGUAUAUUGUAUGUAGGUCAUAGUUUUGUAAAGAGAAACGUAGUUGAGAGGUGACGGAAUGUAUUGUAGAAAUGUGAAUAUUUAGUAGGGGGUUAUUAUGUCCUCACUAUUGUAUAAAUAACCAAACUCUCUACUACAUAGUCUUCUGUUAUAAGGCUAACUCUGAUAUCAUGUUGAUUUUAUUCUUUUUGAUUGAAUUGCAUUGAGCCCUGUUAAAAUGUCAUGAAAAUACCAGGCUCCCAAGACAGCCUUUUUUUAAAUGUUUGGGAAGUAGAGGGGAAGAUGUGGGAGUGGUAUUCUUAAAGAAAAUUUGAAAUGGAAGAUAUAUAUUUGGUGGCAUGGGUAUAUAUGGGAAUUACUGUACCUUUAUGAUAAUAUUCUGAUUUAGAAAAUGUUGCCAAUCAGUUGUACUUGUGUCUUCAGAUUCAAAAGAUUUGUGAUAGGUGAUGUUUAUGAACUGAUCUCCAUUCUCUUAAAGGGUUUUGUUCUAAAGUAGUCUGCUUUUUUUUUCCUAAAGAGGUCCACGUGUGUCAUUUUCACCCUAUGACAUUGCUAUUGGGGAGCUUCAAUUUAUACAAAACAAAUUCUAUUUUAAAUCCUGGGAGUUUCACUUGUGCUGUAAAAUCCUAAAAAUAAAUUAUGGCCAUUUUUUUUCAUCAUUUGAGAGAAAUUUUACCUCUACGAGAGUUCUUAGCUGAGAUGCAGGAAAAAACAUAACAUUCCUACUUACG
Molecule: messenger RNA, 9729 nt
Organism: Alligator sinensis (Chinese alligator)
Lineage: Eukaryota; Metazoa; Chordata; Crocodylia; Alligatoridae
Product: INO80 complex subunit D-like
Exons: 3
Coding region: 1-1437 (478 amino acids)
Cellular component (GO): nucleus
Source: RefSeq, a predicted model, not a curated record